CGCUUCUGUCUGGCAUGAUUUCUGCUCAGGCUUCAACAGAGACGGCCUCUCAGGACCCCCAGCUCCCGUUUCGGAUGCAUUGGGUCCAGCUGCAGUCCGAGGCUCCCACAGCAGAGCUGCGUCUCCUCCAUCAUGGCCGGUAAGAUCCAGACUCUGAGCGAAGAGGAGCGCGCUCACCUGCUGCCGCUGCUGCGAAACGCCCAGUGGGUGGAGACGGUCGGCCGAGACGCCAUCUACAAAGAAUUCAUCUUCAAAGACUUCAAUCAGGCCUUCGGGUUCAUGUCCAGAGUGGCUUUACAAGCGGAGAAGAUGGACCAUCAUCCCGAGUGGUUUAACGUUUACAACAAGGUCCAGAUCACGCUCAGCACCCACGACUGCGGUGGAUUGUCUCAGCGCGACAUCACUUUGGCCACCUUCAUCGACCAGGCCUCCCUGAUGUGAAGCUGCUUUAACUGAGAAACAAUCAGAUUUCAAACGCCAAAUGAAAGUAGAUUACUCUCAGUUCUCUGUGAAAAAGAAAAAUGUAGCCAUUUGGUUUGUUGUUGAAACUGAGAAAACAGAAUCAGGUUUAUGUUACGUCAGGAUUUGAGUAAUUCCAGCAAUCAUGAUCCAUUCCAGUUGGUGUUUCAGAAAAAACACUGAUUUCUUGUGCCUGUUGUUUUUUGUAUUAUGGUAAUAAAAUGUUAGGCUGCA
Messenger RNA from Poeciliopsis prolifica (blackstripe livebearer), 693 nucleotides. RefSeq names its product pterin-4 alpha-carbinolamine dehydratase/dimerization cofactor of hepatocyte nuclear factor 1 alpha (gene pcbd1). Bases 133 to 441 code for a protein of 102 amino acids. Gene Ontology annotation, biological process: tetrahydrobiopterin biosynthetic process. NCBI's taxonomy places the organism in Eukaryota, Metazoa, Chordata, Actinopteri, Cyprinodontiformes, Poeciliidae. The transcript has 4 exons. The record is from RefSeq and is a predicted model, not a curated record. Gene Ontology annotation, molecular function: 4-alpha-hydroxytetrahydrobiopterin dehydratase activity.